UUGAUUCAGAUUUUGAACUCUAGAAAAUUUUUAUCAGUGGAAAAUUUCAUUUUCAAAAUAGAAUUUGAAGUGAUCAUGGAGAAAAACUCUUGCCGUAAAUCUGAUUGAAAAUGCAGUCUUUCUAAACAGUGAAGAAAUAUUUCAACGUAACCGCUAUCGUUUUAAUUGACUAAUAUUGAAAAUAAUCAUGAGUAAACUUCGUCACGCAUCCUCUUUGAUACUGGUUACAAGGAAUGGAUUGGUAAAAAAUCCUAUUGCCAAAAAUAAUGACAUAAGUACAGUAGCUCUAAGGAGAAGUCAAAAAGCUUCUCAUUUUCCGGACUCGUAUGUUUUUCCCGGCGGAUAUUGCGACCCAGCUGAUGAAAAUCCUGACUGGUUGAAAGUCCUUCCACAAUCGGAAUUAAAUGUUCAAUUAAAUUUGAAGGAAAAACUUCCCGAGUCCUCCAGUAACUCAGUACUACCAAAAGCAGUAUCGCGUAGAAUAACAGCGAUUCGAGAAACAUUUGAAGAAUGUGGAAUACUCCUAUGCAAACAAGAAACUAAUUCGAUAGAAUUUUUGGCAAAAAAUUACGAGCUUGAAAAUAAAGACAUCUGGAGAGAGAAAAUACGCAAUGAUCCAUUUGAAUUUUACAAUUUUUGUCAAACGUAUAAAUGUUUUCCCAAUUUAAAAUGUUUGCAUCUUUUGAGCAACUGGAUCACACCAAUUACGUAUUUGAAACGCUUCAACAGCAUAUUCUUCAUUGCCGCUGUAGAUCAUGAAAUUGAAAGUGAAGCUGAUCACAAAGAAAUUCAAGUGGUUAAGUGGGGCCCAGUUAAUUACUUUCUAAACGAUGAAAACAUUUUUUUACCACCUCCUCAAGUAUAUGAAUUAAUGCGACUACGGAAUUUUGCCAACUUCGAUGUCUUAUGCAAAUUCCUCACAAAAUUAGACAAUACUAUUUGUGAAGCUUACUUACCAAUCCAUGUAAAUACAUCAGAUGGAUUUGUUAUGAUACUACCAGGCGAUGAAAAAUAUGAAGAAUUUUUGAAUAUGUUGACUGGAAAUACAAUCGAUUUGGAAUAUGAGAUUGUUCGAUUUCGUGGAAAAAUAAUGAACAGAGUCGAAUACAAAUACCAAGAUGGAUCUAAAGCGACUAAAGCUGAAGCCAUCGUAAAAAAUGUUGGCACCGAUAAUUUGACUGAUACACAUUUACAAAGUAAAUUAUGAACAAUGUGAUAGUAUACUAGGUCAAAUUAAAUCGUGACAUGAAUGCUAUGUCACCGUAUUAUCGUUAAUUAAUGGGUUUGUAUUGGUAAAUAAAUUAACCAUUAUGCAGAAAAA
Molecule: messenger RNA, 1321 nt
Organism: Planococcus citri (citrus mealybug)
Lineage: Eukaryota; Metazoa; Arthropoda; Insecta; Hemiptera; Pseudococcidae
Product: acyl-coenzyme A diphosphatase NUDT19-like
Exons: 4
Coding region: 188-1207 (339 amino acids)
Cellular component (GO): mitochondrion
Molecular function (GO): hydrolase activity, acting on acid anhydrides, in phosphorus-containing anhydrides
Source: RefSeq, a predicted model, not a curated record